Molecule: messenger RNA, 1965 nt
Organism: Plasmodium vivax (malaria parasite P. vivax)
Lineage: Eukaryota; Apicomplexa; Aconoidasida; Haemosporida; Plasmodiidae
Product: syntaxin binding protein, putative
Exons: 1
Coding region: 1-1965 (654 amino acids)
Biological process (GO): intracellular protein transport; vesicle-mediated transport
Source: RefSeq, a predicted model, not a curated record
AUGUCGCUGAAGCGGAACUGCCGGGAGCGGCUCUUCAGCGUGAUCGAGAAGGUCACCCAAGUGAGCAAGUACCUGAUCAUGGUGGUGGACCCCAGCGCGCAGCAAGUGCUCUCCAUGAUUUGCAGGAGCGAGGAGCUGCUGGAAAGGGGGGUGUCGCUCGUAGAACAGAUCGACGCGAAGAGAAGCCAGCUGCAAAAUUUCGACUGCCUCUAUUUCCUCAGUUCCAAAGUGGAAGUCGUGGAGAGGAUGCUGGACGACUUCACAAAUGAGGAAGAAGCAAUGUACCAUAAUGUGCACAUUUUAUUCACCUCCAAUGUGGGGAAGAAAAACAGAGAAAUUUUGGACCUUCUGGCAGCUAGCCAUUUUCUUCUUAAGAGGAUGAAAACGUGUGCAUGCUUUAACAUCCCCUUCUUUGCAUUUGAAAGUAGAGCCUUUUACCUGGACCAUCAUUUAAAUUUGCACGAUUUUUACCCCUUAAAGGAUUCGAGCAUUUUAGGAGAGCUUGCUUUGGAGUUACUUUCCGUUUGCUGCUGCUUGAAGAGCAACCCUGUUGUGCGCUACCUGAAUUCUCCCCUGUGCAGGCAGUUUGCCGAAGUUUUUUCGAACUGUGUGAGUGACUGUAACAUUUUGGAGAGCUCCCAGGGGGGGGACGAGGACGUCUUGCUGAUUUUGGACCGGUCGGUCGACUGCUCCAUUUUGUUCGUGCAUGACUAUGCCUACCAGAGUCUCUGCUACGACGUCCUGCGGAUUAGGGCGGAGCAGCCAAAGCAGUCGAAGCAGGCGAAGCAUGCGGAGAAGCCGAAUCAGGGCAAACCGGGGCUGCUUCCCCAGGGGGGGGGCGACCAGGCAGGAGAGGACCCACAUACUGUGAGCUUCGAAAUUACAAACAACGACCAACGGAAGGAGGUGAAGAGAGCCACCCUCUCGGAGGAGGACAGCCUCUGGGUCAAGUACAGACACACGCACAUCCAGGAUGUAAACGAAAUGAUAAAAAAUGACAUCGCCUCAUUUACAGAAAAAAAUGCAAUCGCGAAGAUUAAAAAGAAAAAUGUGUUAACCCCGAAUGAAGCGCUAGAUGCUUUGAGGUCCCUUCCGCAAUAUGAAACGAUGAUUGAGCAGUACUGGCUACACGUCUACCUAUGUGAUAGCUGCUUCCAAACUUUGGAAAAGAAAAACGUUGUGGAAGUCGGUAUGGUAGAACAAGACGUGUGCUGUAAUGUUGAUACUUAUGGGAAGGAACUCACUUACACAAAAAAUUCUGCAAAUGUCCUUUCUAUCCUCAGCAGCAGUGACUACCAGCAGGAGGAGAAGGCCAGACUGCUCCUCCUUUACCUCUUUAAUUAUGAAAAUGUAAGCGAGCUGGACAAGGAAAGACUCAUCGAGUCGUCUCAACUGGGUCUCUUUAUGGAAAAGUUCGUCGAGCACUUCCUCGGUUUGAAGAUGCACUGCGGUCAGGGUACCCACGUGGAGAGGCACCCCGGAGAGGAAAACCCCCCAGCCUGUAAACCAUCCCACGUGCUCGAAAGGAACAAAAAGAAGAUCAAGCACUAUAAGACCGUUGCAAAGGGAGCGAAGUACGAACUGAGUAGAUACGAACCGAACGUUAAAGAUAUCAUUACGGAGCUACAUGAGGACACUUUGCACAGGGGAGACUACCCCUUCGUGGAUGCCAACCGGGGGUCCUCCUCCGACCAGCAUGUGAAAGAGCAGCACCCCUCUGCAGGGAAGAAGGCCAACGUCACCAGGGGAACUGUGUGGGAGUUCAAAUCCGUGGAAAGGACGGAGGCCCAAAUGGGGGGUAAAAAAAAAAUUAUCGUUUUCAUCCUUGGGGGGGUUACCUUCCCGGAAAUUCGGCAGGCGUACGAGCUGUCCGAGCAGCUGGGCGUGGACGUGUAUGUGGGCGGCACGUCCCUGCUCACCAGCGAGGUGCUCUUCCAGCAGUUCAGGCGCUUCCCCGGCGGGUAG